AUGCUUGCAUACUUGAAGUUCCAGUGGUCACUUGGUGAGGAUUCAAAGCGCAGAGAAGCAUUUGUUAGGAUACAGGAUUUAGCUAUGGAAUGUUCAAAUGUACCCAAUAUUCAGCCAGUUAAGCACUCGGUCUUCACUAGUGGUUUAAAUCCAAGUGUUCCUCUCUUUGCUCGUGUUUAUCUGAAUCUUGGCUCCUGGAAGUGGACACUUUCUCCUGGACUGGUUGACGAAUCCAUAAAAGAUAUACUCGAUGCAUUCUCAAAAGCUACUCAAUAUGCAAAUAAAUGGGCUAAAGCUUGGCAUAAAUGGGCAUUGUUCAAUACAGCAGUGAUGUCUCAUUAUACUUUAAGAGGUUUCCCAGACAUUGCAGCACAGUUUGUUGUUGCUGCUGUCACCAAAUACUUUCAUUCUAUAGCAUGCGCAGCAAAUUCGAAAGUUGUUGACGGGAGUUUAUAG
Messenger RNA from Lathyrus sativus (Indian pea), 456 nucleotides. Lineage: Eukaryota; Viridiplantae; Streptophyta; Magnoliopsida; Fabales; Fabaceae. The record is from the annotation of a GenBank genome assembly.